AUGGUCAACGACCCCAACAAUGCAGAGCUAAUACGCUGGUCGGAUGCUGGAGACUCAUUCUUUGUGCUGGAUCAUGAGCGCUUUGCACACGAAGUUUUGGGCAGAUGGUUCAAGCAUCGCAACUUUAGCUCCUUUGUGCGCCAACUGAAUAUGUAUGGUUUCCAUAAGAUCCCACAUCUCCAGCAGGGAGUGCUGAAAAGCGACACCGAGACCGAGUUUUGGAACUUCGCGCAUGCAAACUUCCAUCGCGGACAGCCCGACCUUCUGUGCCUCAUUCAGCGGAAAAAGCAACCCCAACAAGGAGAAGAUGGAGCGAUAGAUCUUCGCGAUGCUUCUGCCAAUGCAGGACUACUUGGUGCCCCCGUUCAGAGCGCAGCUGGCACUGCUUCGACAAACCCACCACAAGCAAACGCCACGCUGUCUUCCGGACAGGUUCUCGACGUCAAUUCUAUCGUGAAUGGUAUUGCGGCGAUAAAACGUCAUCAGACGACGAUAUCUGCAGAACUGAACGAGCUGAAGCGGUCGAAUCAAAUGCUAUGGCAAGAUGCCAUUGCUGCGCGCGAAAGACAUCAGAAACAACAAGAUGUCAUAAAUAGGAUCCUCAAAUUCCUAGCUGGUGUGUUUGGGAAUCAUGGGGCAUCUGGUGGAUCUGGAGGUGGUGUGGCCACUGCGUCGCCUAGCCCAGGCACUCGGGGAGAAGGGGAUGGGCAGAAUCUUGGCAUGGCGAGACGGCGGAUGAGAUUGAUGAUAGAGGAUGCAAAGAGAGACGGACCUAAGAAAAGUAUGGUGGAAGAGCUGACGAGCAUGGAUGAGUUUGACUCCAGUUAUCCAACCAUUGAAACACCCAUUUCUAUCGCAUCUCCGGCGCCAUCCGUUGCGAUGUCAGAUAGAAUCACAGUCACAGACGCAUCAGCAGCACCUUCCGUGGACUCUUCUUCCUCUUCGGCAUCAGAGACGACCUUGCCCAGUCAACAACCAGAGCACGAAAACCAAAUAUCCCGCUCCGUGACACCUGUUCGGCACAACAACCCCUCCUUUGAAUUCGACCCCCGAUUACAUGGAGUUCUGAAUCAAUUCACUCCAGCUCAGCUCCAGCAGUUAUUGGCGUCCCUCGCUUCACAACCGCCGCUUUCAGAUCCCACACCUUCCUCUUCCAAUACAUCGACAUCGACAAUCAAUCAGAGCAACAACAUGGCUGGUCUCGUUACUCCAUACCUGCAACCUUCAUUGUUUGAUUUUUCGAUAAACCCUUCUUCGACUACCAACAACCAACCGACGUUCGCCAAUGUAUCACAACCUACAGGAUCAGUUGAUGGGUUAAUACCAUUCGACCAAUUCGCCCCUGGACCAUCAACAACUAGUCAAAAUACGAAUAACAGCGUGUCAAAUCCUCACCAGAUACAUGAAGAAAGGAUGGAACGUCAGUGGCAGGUUGCAGAAGACAUUGACAAAGAUGUUAAUGAUUUGAAUACGAGCAUUAACUCUCUGAUUCAGACAUUCGGCCUUGACCCCUCUUUACUCGAGAAUCCAGAAAUGGUCACACCUGGGCAAGAUAUGGACGAUAACAUGCAAGGGACGGGUGCAAAUGGAUCCACAGCACCGUCUGACUUCGACUUCGAUUCAUUCUUCAACCACUUGUCGUCAGGAUCUGGCACGAAUGGCAUGGACAUGACUCCUGACAAUCCGAUGACUGGUGGUGUUGAUUAUAACGACAUGGCAUCCACCGCGUUUCUGGAUGAGGUGCAGACACCGUCAUCGGAUAUGACCGCGUCGCCUAUACAGCCUUUGAGGCAGGUUUCUCCCGGGAUAAACUUGGAUAUCCCUGCUAACGAUGUCAACGUCAGUAGUACUGGCUUGCAUCCUUCGACUAACACGAGUUCGAAACAGUUCAACCUGAACCUGAAUGCGAACACGGCUGCAGUGGGAAGGAAACGGAAGUCGGAGAUUGAUUUUGAUGCCUUGGACGAUGCGAUGGACGGUCAGCAAGCAGCGGCCGCUGCGACGACGACAACGACGAGUAAAGUAGCGGCUGUCACUGGGGGUCCUGCAAAGUCAAAACGCAGGAAGGAUAAAUGA
Molecule: messenger RNA, 2076 nt
Organism: Psilocybe cubensis
Lineage: Eukaryota; Fungi; Basidiomycota; Agaricomycetes; Agaricales; Agrocybaceae
Exons: 3
Coding region: 1-2076 (691 amino acids)
Biological process (GO): regulation of DNA-templated transcription
Molecular function (GO): DNA-binding transcription factor activity; sequence-specific DNA binding
Source: RefSeq, a predicted model, not a curated record